AUGUGGAAACAACCUCCUCUGGCAGAGAAAAUGGGCCAGAAGGUCUCCCAGUAGGACAACCAGGAGAACAAGGCUGAAAUGCUGGUCAUCUGUGAAGUCUUCAGCCAAGGUGUGUUCUAUGCAUCUCAAAGGCUGAAGGACUAUCUGGGUUUCGUGGAUCCUCAAAGCAAAUUUCAGCCAGCCACGAACACACUGAGCGAGAUCUUCCUGGUCAACUUCAUCGUCUUCUGCGUGGGAAAGGUGAUGGCAGAGCAGAUCAUGACCAGCAAAAUGACCAAGCAGCAGUCCUCCCUGUUGGACUGGAUCUGGACUCUGUGGGGUUCCGACAAACAGAUCAAGAUGCAGAUCCCCAUGCACGCUUUGCAGCCGGCUGAGCUUUCCAUAGUGACAGCCUUGCAGGAUUGCUGCCGGGAGGCUGGUCUGGUCAAUGAGUGCUUCCAGAACACGAGCAGGUUUGAGAAGCUGGCCAAGUUCUGCCGCCUGGUGGGACAGGACUGCCUGGGCUUGUUCAGCAUGUUUGGCAUGCCAGGGACGCCCAAGGACAUCUGAGGAGUCUUGCUGAACAGAGUUGCCAAGGAGGAGCAAAAAUGCCACCUGUUGGGCAGGAAUGCCCCGCGGCAAUUUGCCACCAGCACUGACAGCUCCCUGCCCACAAAAGACAUGCUGGAAAAUUGCCUGGACACCAAAAACAGGCUGAAGGAUGUGGGCAAUGUGUACUUAAACUUUGUGUGAGCAGCUGGGCAGGAGCAGCAGCUCCGUGCAGCAGCAGGGGCCAAGUGAGGCUCAGCUCUGCCCCUCUGUCUCCCCUCCCCACACUCCAUUCCCUCCACCUUCCCCUCAAUCCAUCAUGUUCUCUUAGCUCCUGUAGAAGCCAGGCUGAGUCAGCCUCUCCAGAUUUUAAAACAAACAGGAUGGAUCUGGCAGAAAAAUGCAUUUAUAGAAGGCACAAAGUUUUCCCAGAACAUUUUGUUCGCCAGACAUUAAGUUUUGGCUGGAGCUGCUGAAAGCUUUAUCAGCCAGAGCUCUGGGGAGGUCCUGGUGAAUUUGACUGAGAGUCUUUGUUUGCAGUGUGGCAGACUUUUUUUCUGUCCUAGGAGGGUGAGUCUGUAAUAAUGGAAAUGUGCUGGUGCUUGUCAGAAGAGUUGCUAUGAGUGUGAAGGACAAUACCAGUGAGCUGGUUUCAGUUAAGAGGAAAAGCCCUUCCCAGUGCCAGAAAUUUCUCUUUCUCUGAGAGAGACUUAUUAAUUACCUGCUGCCUAAUUGGUGCCAGGCUCCACAGGGCCUUGGAGCUGUGAACAAAAGGCAGGGCUGGAGCCAACUUCAAAGCUUUUCUCACUGAGUGGCUGUGUCAGGGCAAGAUGUGGCAAAAGCCAGGGGCAGGUGUUCAAGAACACUUGGGAAAAAUCAAGCCACAGGGACAAAAACCAGGCCUGAUGUAGGUGGGACCUUUUCAUAGCAACAGAGGCAACCCCUGACCAUUCACAGCAGAGAGCAAAUCUGGAGGAGGCAUGAUUAUGUCACUUGGAAAAUUUUUUCACUAGCUUAGCAGCUGAUGGUAUUUAUGGGCUUGAUUUAUUCUAUUUCCUUCAGCUUAUACUGUACUAAGGCUUUGGGGUUAUAGAGUUAUAAUUACUUGCUUUAACUAGUGAAGGACAACCUGAUCCAUAUUUAAACUGGUAAACUCACUUUGGUUAUAGCUGUCUGAAUAGUCUUGUCAGUCCAAAACUCAUCUGCCACUAAUCUUCAUAUAAAUUCAGUCAUUUAACAGAAUAAAAAUAAUACUGAAAACACA
This is a messenger RNA of Passer montanus (Eurasian tree sparrow), 1792 nucleotides long. It is a transcript of the gene REP15, whose product is annotated as RAB15 effector protein. Gene Ontology annotation, biological process: receptor recycling. The record is from RefSeq and is a predicted model, not a curated record. Lineage: Eukaryota; Metazoa; Chordata; Aves; Passeriformes; Passeridae.